ACGUCACAAAGAGGAAUCGCAUUUGCUGUUUUUGCCUCAGUCACUACUUUGUGCUGUCUCAAGAGAUGGAUCUCAAUCAGUUAAGUGGUAGCCAAAAGGCCAUUUUAAAACAGUUUCGCGAGACAAUCAAAGACUGUCAACUGCCUAACUCUGAAGAUGCGUACCUUGCACGUUGGCUGAUUGCCCGCGAUUUCGACAUUCCUAAAGCUGAAAAAAUGCUUCGCACUUCGUUGGAAUGGCGUCGUCAACACAAAAUCGACACCAUUCGGGAUGAUCUUAAACCGUCGGAAGUGUUAACCAACUACGUGUCUGCGAGUUUGGUUGGUCGGGAUAAAACGCAAAGUCCUUUAUGGAUUACGCGAUACGGAAGGAUGGAUAUGAAAGGCAUUUUGCGCUCUGCCAAAAAGAGAGACUUCAUCAUGUACGUUGUCUACCUGGUGGAGACCAGCAUUUGGCGAGUCAUUUCUGAUCCGAAAAAGUAUAAACGUUCUCCGGAUACUAUGGUUCAAACCACUGUUAUCUUCGACUUGGAAGGUUUAUCGAUGCAGCACAUAACUAACAAGCAAGCUGUGGAUGCUGCCAUAAAAAUUAUUCAAAUCUAUGAAGCCAACUAUCCUGAAUAUCUCAGCCGUGUAUUCGUCAUUAACGCUCCCAAGGUCUUCAGCAUUGCCUAUCCCAUACUGAAGCCAUUCAUCCACGAACGCACCAGGGAUAAGAUCAAAAUCUUUGGUCACGAUUCGAAACAGUGGAAAGCUGCCAUUUUGGCUGAAGUUGAUCCGGAAGAAUUGCCGGCCGCAUACGGAGGAACUAUGACCGACCCCGAUGGCAACCCUGACUGCAUAACAAUAGCAAGUUUUCUUUUUUUUUUUUUUUUUUUAAAUAAUCUAUAUUACAAUUAUUAAUUCCAUCAAAUGCAGGUGAAUAUGGGAGGGGAAGUUCCAAAAUCUUAUUACUUUAGCUGCAAACCGGACACGGCUAAUAAGAAAACGUUGUCCGUUUCGAGUGGUUCCAAGGAGCAAUUGGAAUUCCAAGUGGAUAAAGCUGGCAGCGUUUUAAAGUGGAAUUUCCAUUGCGAAGAUGGCGAUAUUGCGUUUGCCGUGUACCGGAAACAAGAAAGUGCACUGAUUCCGAUCGUUCCCUCUGAUCGAGUUGAUUGUCAGAUGUCCCCUGAAGAAGGAGAACUUGAUUGCGAUGAAACCGGUGUCUACGUCGUCGAGUUCGAUAACGGCUUUAGUUACCUCCGUUCAAAGAAGGUUUGGUACGCGAUUUCGGUGGAAUCAGCCGCGGUAAGAGGUGCAGAUGGGAUUGCAUUGGAUUAGGGAAUGGAACAGUUGAAAAAAAUGAUGACGAAAGCUGUUUUGGUUAUC
This is a messenger RNA of Daphnia carinata, 1367 nucleotides long. Its product is annotated as SEC14-like protein 2. The record is from RefSeq and is a predicted model, not a curated record. The coding region runs from base 66 to 902 and encodes 278 amino acids. Gene Ontology annotation, cellular component: cytoplasm. The transcript is spliced from 9 exons. Lineage: Eukaryota; Metazoa; Arthropoda; Branchiopoda; Diplostraca; Daphniidae.